GCCCCUCGUUAGAAAAUUAGAGAUAAAACACUCUGAUGAGUACCUAGGAAUUUAAAAUGGCCCUUCAAAAGAGUGGAAGGACAGUCAAAUUGUCUGUUGAUUCAUGGCAAUUUCAUAUAUUAUAACAAAUUUGUCAUUUUUCAUACUGUGGAUUAUAAAAGGAUUCAUUUUUAUCCCAUUUUCAAGCAAAUUUUUCUGUCUCAACAUAUAUCACAAAACACAUCUAUCUCAGAAAAUUGUCUAGUUAUAGCAGGAGUAAGUUUAGUGCGGAUUGAAGUUUUUAUCCUAUUCAACAAUGGCCGCUUUGUCUUCUGUAAGGGUUUUCACAAAGUCAAAAGCAGCAGGAUUUCAGUCCGAUGGAACUUUGAACUCAAUAAGCAGGCGGACUGGACAGUUGGCAACACAGAAAGCUGUGCUUGUGCGUUCCAUGUAUAUUAACAAUCAAAAGAGGCAAACGUUGGGCUUGUCAUGGAUUCAAACGGAGACAUUUGAGGAAAGCAAGUUGUUAAGGCCAAAAGCACACCGUCUUAGCAAAUGUAAGCGGUGCUCUGUUCAAAUUUACUCAGCUAAAAGAUAUGGCACUUCUGUCGAUCUUCAAGUACAGGUCUUCUCCGAUGAACAAGGAGUUCUGGUAAAAAAGUCAUGGAAUGCCAUGAAAAAGAAUGCAGGCGAACUAGGAUUUACCUUCUUUUUGAGAAUUUUUGAGAUAGCCCCAUCAGCAAAACGCCUUUUCUCUUUUCUACAAGAUUCUGAGGUUCCGUUAGAGAAAAACUCACAGCUCAAAGCUCAUGCCCUCUCAGUCUUCACUAUGACAUGUGAAUCCGCUGUACAACUUGCAGAAAGUGGGUCCAUCAGAAUGCCGGAAUCAACUCUGAAAGAAUUGGGUACAGUCCAUUUCAAAUCUGGAGUAGUUGAUGAACAUUUCGAUGUGACUAAAUAUGCUCUGCUGGAGACUAUAAAGGGGGCUGCGCCUGAUUUGUGGUCUCCACAGUUGAAAUCUGCAUGGGAAGAAGCCUACUCACAACUAGUUCAAGCCAUCAAGAAUGAGAUGAAGCCUGUAUAGUAAUCUGAAAUCUGCUGUUAACAGAUUUUCACCAUGAAUAAGUUUAUUGAAGA
This is a messenger RNA of Cryptomeria japonica (Japanese cedar), 1116 nucleotides long. RefSeq names its product non-symbiotic hemoglobin 1. Lineage: Eukaryota; Viridiplantae; Streptophyta; Pinopsida; Cupressales; Cupressaceae. Gene Ontology annotation, molecular function: heme binding; oxygen binding. The transcript has 5 exons. The coding region runs from base 296 to 1063 and encodes 255 amino acids. The record is from RefSeq and is a predicted model, not a curated record.